AAAUUAACUGUGAGCCUGCGAAGGAGCGUAUAAAGCCACCGACAGUCUCGAUGAACGAGUUGCCGCCAUGAGUAUUACUAGUACAUAACUAUACAACUGUAUGUCCCAGAAUAACUGAAUAAUCUCCUAAAAUCUCUCUUGUGCUCCCCUCCUGAUCUCAUUUCAAGAUCCGAAAAUGGGGUCUCUUCCCCCACAAAGUUCGAAACAACAAAAGAACCAAAUCCACAUUGAUCCAGACAAUCUCUUAACCCUCUUCAAAUCCCAACAAAAUCACCUUAAUUACUUUUUCCAAAAUCUUGAUCUUUCUCAAACCCUAACUUUCACACAAACCCUUUUGAACUCCAAUGGCACAAUUUUCUUCACUGGCAUUGGGAAAUCAGGUUUUGUGGCCCAGAAAAUCUCCCAAACUCUUGUUUCUCUCGGAAUUCGAGCUGGGUUUUUGCCCCCUGUUGAUGCUCUCCACGGUGACAUUGGAAUUUUGUGUGAUAAAGAUAUUUUGGUUUUAUUUAGUAAAAGUGGGAAUACUGAGGAAUUGUUGAAAUUGGUGCCUUGUGCUAAGGCUAAAGGGGUGUAUUUGAUUUCUGUCACUUCUCUUCAAGGGAAUGCUUUGAUGGGUGUUUGUGAUCUUAAUGUGUUUUUGCCUUUGGAGAGGGAGUUGUGUCCUUUUGAUUUGGCUCCUGUUACAUCAACUGCCAUUCAGAUGGUUUUUGGGGAUACCGUGGCGAUUGCGAUGAUGGGUGCUAGGAAUUUGAGCAGGGAUGAGUAUGCUGCAAAUCAUCCUGCGGGCCGAAUUGGGAAAAGUUUGAUUUUUAAGGUAAAGGAUGUUAUGAAAAAGCAAGAUGAACUUCCAAUCUGCAAGGAAGGUGAUUUAAUAAUGGAUCAGCUAGUAGAGCUAACUAGCAAAGGAUGCGGGUGCCUUCUUGUUAUUACCAAUGAAUACAACUUGAUUGGCACAUUUACAGAUGGUGAUUUGAGGCGGACUCUAAAAGCUAGCAAGGAGGCAAUUUUUAAAAUGACAGUGGGAGAGAUGUGCAAUAGGAACCCAAGGACGAUUGGGCCCGAAUUCAUGGCAAUUGAGGCUAUGCAGAAGAUGGAGUCUCCGCCAUCUCCAGUUCAGUUCCUCCCUGUCAUAAAUCAGCAAAACAUUGUCAUUGGUAUUGUUACACUGCAUGGAUUGGUCUCAGCUGGCUUGUAAAAUUGUGUGUCUUAAUUAUUGGAAUUAUUUUGUUGAUGGUCUGUUGUAAAUUCACCAUAUUCAGUUUAUAUAUGUAAUGAUGUGAUGAACAGCUGAUUAUGGUUGUAGAAUUUGCUUAUCCCA
Molecule: messenger RNA, 1318 nt
Organism: Daucus carota subsp. sativus
Lineage: Eukaryota; Viridiplantae; Streptophyta; Magnoliopsida; Apiales; Apiaceae
Product: probable arabinose 5-phosphate isomerase
Exons: 3
Coding region: 176-1195 (339 amino acids)
Biological process (GO): carbohydrate metabolic process; carbohydrate derivative metabolic process
Molecular function (GO): carbohydrate derivative binding; isomerase activity
Source: RefSeq, a predicted model, not a curated record